AUGGAAGGUGAGGAAGAUGAAGAUACUAAUGCUUUCGGUCCAACUCGUGGUACCAAUAAUGUGGAUUUAUUGGCCUGGUGGAAAAGUAAUUUCGGAGCUGUGGAACCUGAAUUGACAAAAAUUGUGGUAAGAGUUCUUUCUAUUCUUACCUCAUCAGCUUCAGCAGAAAGGAAUUGUGUUGAUAAUAGUGAUAUUGACAGCGGUGAAAAUGAAUUAUCU
Messenger RNA from Entrophospora candida, 219 nucleotides. The record is from the annotation of a GenBank genome assembly. NCBI's taxonomy places the organism in Eukaryota, Fungi, Glomeromycota, Glomeromycetes, Entrophosporales, Entrophosporaceae.